Physella acuta is the source of this 1990-nucleotide messenger RNA. RefSeq names its product mediator of RNA polymerase II transcription subunit 17. The record is from RefSeq and is a predicted model, not a curated record. Gene Ontology annotation, molecular function: transcription coregulator activity. NCBI's taxonomy places the organism in Eukaryota, Metazoa, Mollusca, Gastropoda, Physidae. Gene Ontology annotation, biological process: regulation of transcription by RNA polymerase II. Gene Ontology annotation, cellular component: mediator complex; core mediator complex.
AUGGCUGCUCCCUCAGUAAACGUAAGUGUUGAAGCAGCUAUAGAACACCAAAUUCAAGAAGUUAGAUAUGAUGGGGAGGAGGUAUAUGUCACCCCCUUGUCUAUGUCUGAAAACUUGAGUAAACUAGCACACAAAAUAGAUUUCUACAAAGAUGAAAGUGAAGAGAAAGGAAAACCUACUUCUGAGGGUGAAAAAGAGACUGAUGAAGAAAAAGUUUUAGCUCCAUUUCAACCAUCGCUAUGGCCUUGGGACUCAGUGAGAAACAAGCUAAAGUCAGCGUACACAGAAAUCAGUGUGCUGUAUGAUAUCCUAAACAUAGUCAAAGAGAAACAUUACAUGGUAACAGAUCCAGUUUCACAAGAUUCUCCAGAACUUAAAGCACCUCUACAAAUGCUUGCUAAGAAAAAAAGUCUGAUGGCAGCUGCACAGAUUCUGGCCACUGGAGCCGAACGUCUAAAAAAAGUUCAGCUUGAUAUGGCCUCAAACACACAAGACAAUUUUUUAAUGGAGCUGCUCAAGCUAAGAAAAAACUGGAGGUUAAAAAAAGUACAUAAUACAAUACUUGGGGAACUGAGUUACAAAUCAGCUGGUUCAAGGUUCUGGCAAGGAGGUACUUUUGAAGUACUUAAAACAUCAGAUCUUUUAGCAGAAGGGGAGAUAAAUCCUAGAAAAAGCUCUCUAGAUGUCAUCAUACCAAGUGAAUUAGAAGGUGUAGCAUACAUACAGGUGGAGGUGAAGAGUGUGCCAGAUUUAAUGGAUUUGACAAGUGCUACGCUAAAAAUGCCAGCAGGCCUCGGGGCAGUUUCAGUGGAUGCCUAUUGGCAGCAAAAGCUUGAAGUGGCUCAGAAUGUCUUGUUUUGUAAAGAGUUAUUUGCACAGCUUGCUCGUGAAGCAGUGCAAGUAAAAGGAAAUACCCCACACAUGGUUGUUGGCAAUCAAAUUCUCACUAAUGUUUUUCCAGGUAUUCAGCUGUCCAUAGUACUUUGUCAUUACACAGGAAAAGAAAAGAAGGUAAACCUGUCACCACACAAGCUGGAACACAACCACGUCCUGGAGCACUCACUGCAUCAGUUGCUGCGGGAGGUCCAUGACAGAAACCUCAACUACAGCCCUCCCCACCCAGUCAAUGCAAUGCUUGGUAUGAGCAAGCGACGUCGACUGGCUGGACCAAAGGCAAUGUGCCGACUUGAGCUGAUGGAGAUGGUGGAAAAUGAAUCUCUCUUAGAACAGAUAUUGAAACAAACAAAACAUGCUGUACUGAGAAUCAGAUCCAUGCACGUCAUAGACCAACUUUCCAUCAAUAUCCAAGACCCACAGAUUUGUGCUCACUGGAGCUGUCUCAACAACAGUCUAGAAUCCAGUGUUAGAAUCAGCAUCACAUCCUACGGCUAUGAAACAAUCAGAACCCCACUUGUUCUUAUAAUUGGAAUAGACACAAUCCAGGUUGUGAUGAAAGAUGGCAGAGUCUGCACCUUGUCAUUUGAGGAUAGUGAGCUAAGAGAUCUGUUACAGUGGCAGAUCUGCCAACAUCAUGCCCAUUCCAUUCAGCAUCUUGCCAAACUACAGGGCUGGCAAGUGUUGUCAGGAAUUGUAAGCAGUGGCCAUGGUGAUAUGGAGACCUACGGCACAACCUCUAAUGUUAUGCUGGCCUCACCUAAAGGCAAUGUCGUGCUUGCUUUUCAUAGUAACCCAGUAAGUGGAAAUCGACUGUCUGUGAAAAAGAUGGAUCCAACCAUUGAAACUCACACCUCGCCAGCUGUCACUGCUACAAAAUGGGCCAGCUUAUGUGGGGAAUUUCAAGAAAUCAAUCUUCAGCUCUUGGAGGGUCGUAACUUGGCAGGGAAGAUAGACAUGCUUAUGGCCAGAUUGUCUUCUAGUUGAUAGGUCUAAACAUCAUCUGAUUAAUUAACUUGUUAGGUGGACAGCACUGCUGUUUAGUAUAUUGGUAUAUAAUGGCCCUGAUAACAAUGGUUUAGAUAACAAAUGAAAA